GUUUGUGCAACAUUGGUAAUUACGGCAUGUGAUCUAUUGAUUGAAGAUCAUAAAUAGGAACCACGGUCGAACUACGCGAUAAUACCAAUAUAGUGUCAUUUUGACAAUCUUAAAAACAGAUUGCCGUAAACAAGAGUUACGUGAAGGUAUUUUUAAAAAAAUCCUAACGAUCAUAUUGAAAACAGGUGUUACGAACUUUUGAUUACGGUCAAAUUGUGAUUGUUUGGGAAAAGAAGAAAUGAAUGAUUCAAAGAGGUUUCGGAUAGAGACCCAUGAUGAUGCCACGUGGAUCCUUACCUGCGCUUUCAUUAUUUUCACCAUGCAAUCAGGGUUCGGGUUGCUGGAGAGUGGCUCUGUGUCCAUUAAGAACGAGGUAAACAUUAUGAUGAAGAACACGGUGGAUGUGAUGUUUGGCGGGCUGACGUUCUGGAUGUUUGGUUACGGAUUGGGAUUUGGGGAUGAUCCGUGGGCCAACCCAUUCUGUGGAUGGGGAGACUUCUUUGUUCACGCUAAUUCCUCUGAGCUAGGAUGGAUCUACUCUAAAUUCUUUUUUCAAUCGUCUUUCGCAACAACAGCGACAACCAUAGUCUCAGGAUCAAUGGCAGAGAGAACACGUUUGGACUCCUACAUCGUUUUUUCCAUGCUUAACACUUUCAUCUUCUGUAUCCCUGCCCAUUGGAUAUGGGCGCCCGGAGGUUGGCUGUAUGAAAUGGGUGUGAUAGACAUUGCAGGAGCUGGACCAGUUCACCUUGUGGGCGGUGUCACCGGUCUGGUGGCAACUUUGAUGUUAAAACCGAGGCACGGACGAUUCUCUACAGACAAGAGAGAACAGCCUCCUAUGGGAUCCCCGACGAAUGCCAUUCUUGGAAUGUUCAUGUUAUGGUGGGGUUGGCUGGGAUUCAACUGUGGAAGCACCUUUGGCAUUUCUGGUCUGAAAUGGAAACUUGCAGCAAGAUCUGCCGUGACAACGACACUGGCGUCCAUUUCAGGAGGUAUUGUUGGAAUCAUGACCAGUUAUAUUUUUAAGAAUAGAAGAUUUGACGUGGUCUACACCAUUAAUGGAAUACUGGGAUCAUUAGUAGGGAUAACGGCUAGUUGUGCCCUUGCUAAGCCUUGGGAAGCAAUGGUAAUUGGGGUUUUCGCAAGCAUGAUUACUAAUGGAGUCUGUGCACUCCUAGGAAGGUUGAAAAUAGAUGAUCCAGUCGGCUGUGUAGGGACUCACGCUGCUGGAGGGAUGUUCAGUCUCCUAGCUUCCGGUUUUCUGACAGAGAAAGACGAACUUGCCAAUGCCAUGCAGCUGGAACGAAUUCGAACAGGGCUGGUUUAUACGGGUAAUUUCCAUCAGCUCGGAAUACAAGCUCUGGCUGUGAUUUCUAUAUGCGUAUGGACGAUAAUCAUGUCUUACGUGUUCUUGAAACUGAUCAACAUUACCAUAGGUCUUAGAGUAUCACUCGAAGAGGAAUUAAUAGGAGCCGAUAUCGUAGAACACGCAGUAGGAGGCAUACGUUAUAACAGAAAGACCCGUAUGGUCGAAUCAGAUUCAACCAAUGACGAGGAGCCAGACAUAAUACGGCAUCAUGACCAACCAACCAUCGUUAUGCAACGGAGACAGUCUCACACUUAUGGCAGACGAAUAUCAUGUCAAAGCGGAAUGUGCAACGAUGAUAGUAUACAUAUACAUGUACCAGAGCUACCAGUGGUGAAGGAAGAAGAAUCGAAAAAGACCGCAUUCCGGAAUUUAUUCAAAAAUAUUCCAAUAAGACGUAGAAAAAGGAAGAAGCAUGUUUUAUUCAGCCCUGGUGAUCACAACAAAUCAAACUUUACUAAAAGACAAGAAAACAAUAUAAGUGUAGUUCAGCACACGUCACUUUUCCCUGUCCUCCCAUUCUGUAAAGCAGUUGAAGAAACGGAAAGCGAAAAAACUACAACUUACGUUUAAAACAUGAACAAUGUAUGAUAUUCAUUGUCAUGUCUGUUGAAAACAAUGCAUACAAUUUGUGAUAUUUGUGAUAAAAUGAUUGAGUUAUUGUGAACAAAGUUAAUGAUUUUUAAAACGGUGAUGAAAUUCUAAAUCUGAUCAAUAUCUCUUGAGAUGAAAAAGUGAAGAUAACGAAAAGUUAUCAAUCUCAUAAAUACUAAAACGAAUACAAAAUUGAGAGUAGAGGGCUCCCGGAAACACCACAGACAGAAUCAGGUGUCUAGAAGAAAUAAACAUCCCCAGAGUAAUCCGUAGUCAAAAUCAGUAUGUAAAGAACAACCUAACAAUUGCUAUGAAACACGUCAUACAGCAUCCGAUUUAAUGACAGGUUUCAUUUUUAAAUCAGAUCGUUAAAACGACCAUAAAUUUUGCAAGAUGCUUACUUUAAACGAAACUGUUGACCCCCCCCCCCCCUCCCAUAGCAUCAACUUAUUUAUCAGUAGGCUGCUUAGGUUUGAUAUCGAACAUACGUGGAACAAGCUCUUCCGUAUCAAGUCAGUUGAGAGACAGAAAAACCAUAUGCAGGUGAUAAUAGAAUAUUGCUACAUAAAUAUGGGAAGUUGACUAUGAGAAAGUUGAAGCAAUCCCGUUUGUCA
Molecule: messenger RNA, 2574 nt
Organism: Ostrea edulis (European flat oyster)
Lineage: Eukaryota; Metazoa; Mollusca; Bivalvia; Ostreida; Ostreidae
Product: putative ammonium transporter 3
Exons: 9
Coding region: 239-1939 (566 amino acids)
Biological process (GO): ammonium homeostasis; ammonium transmembrane transport
Cellular component (GO): membrane
Molecular function (GO): ammonium channel activity
Source: RefSeq, a predicted model, not a curated record